Molecule: messenger RNA, 1133 nt
Organism: Colletotrichum navitas
Lineage: Eukaryota; Fungi; Ascomycota; Sordariomycetes; Glomerellales; Glomerellaceae
Exons: 2
Coding region: 440-784 (114 amino acids)
Molecular function (GO): acyltransferase activity, transferring groups other than amino-acyl groups
Source: RefSeq, a predicted model, not a curated record
UCUCACAUUAGACCCCAUCAAUGGGUUCUUCGAAAGGAAAGAGAGACCCUAAGUGACAGACUCGUCCCCGCAAUUAUGAUCUCACUCUCUCAUUCAUCUUACAAUCGAACCCGUCUCCCCUUCAGACCAACACCAUCCCGCCUCUUAACAACCGCCUCAGCCCCUCGCCAUGGCGACCUUGAGCGCCCUCAUCCUCGAACCCGCGACGCUCGAAGACGUUCCCGCCCUCACAGAGGUCUGGUUCGCCGCCUUCGCGCACGAUCCGGAGAUCACCCGCCUGUGGCCCGACACGCCCCGCGUGCGCGCGUGGUGGGACAACGCCAACCGCGGCGACAUGCUCGGCAAUCCCUUCCAGUAGUUCGUCAAGGUCGUCGACCCAGGCGCCGUCGACGCCCACGGCAGGUCAAGGGUCGCGGCCUGGGCCAAAUGGGACACGUCAAUGCCGGCGCGGCGGGGGCGCCGGUACCCGCCCUGGUGCGAGGACAUGCCGGCGGAGGUGUGCGACGCGUUCUUUGACAAGGAGGAGAGGGAGAGGGUGCGAGUCAUGGGGGACGAAGAACAUUAUUAUUUGGACACACUGGUGACGCACCCUGAUUACCAGCGGCGAGGCGCCGGGUCGAUGCUACUAAAGUGGGGGUGUGAGCUCGCGGACGAGAACGGGUUCGGGGCGUACGUUGAUGCGAGCAAGGCCGGCAAGGGGCUGUAUGAGAGGUUUGGGUUUGUGGACAAGAGCGAAGCUGAUGCGGGCGAGGUUGCGUCAAUGGUGAGGCGGAGGCGCUCUUGAGGUCACAGCUUCCCGAUACAACAUGAGGACGAAGGGACUCUAUCAUGAGCUGGAGAAAAGGUAACGGCCGGCGGCGAUGGGUGGGCUCCAGGAGAAUCAUCAUUACGGCCUGGUAAAACACUUCAAGAGAAAUCGAUAUCAUGCGCCGAGUGCAAGGCUCAUGCGUUCUACGACGUUCCAAGUCAUGUGUUUUACUUCGGCCGGCGUGGGUGGCUUGAUUAAGGUCACAUCUCGCAACCAUGGCUUACACAUCUUUUACUCGAUUCAACGUUAGCAGUCGAUCGUCAUGACUUUGGACCUGGGUCAAGGCACUCUGUAUGGUUCGUCACCUAUCUAUUGUAAAGAGACG